GCUUCCUUUUGCACUGGCAGGUGGGGCUUCUGGGCUGUGGGAGGGCUGAUUCCCUCACUGGGUGAGACUUGAGCUCAAGUCUCACCCAGUGGCACCAGAGGUCUCAGUAUUCCCAAACUCAGGCCCUUCUCAGGCCUGCAGGCAAAGGAGAUAGCAAUUCUGUCAUCUCCUGCUCCUGAGUGGUUGCCAGACAUGUUGCAGGAUUCCGAGACAGGAGAGACCAAAUGGGAGUCAGGAGGCUUUAAGGUGUAUAUACCAGCUCAGUGAACUCUGUGUCCAAAAUGGCUGAGUUGUGAACAAAGAGAAGUUCCAGCUUUUAUACAUUUUGUCAAAGUGGGUGGUUUUUCUAGUUACAUAGCAAGUGAGUUUACAGGAACAGAACAAGGGUACUUUUGUAACUUUCCUUGAAAGAAGACAGUGUCUUCUGAAUCAUAUGAGAAUAGAAUGUCAUAAACUUUGUUUACAGGAGACAGUUGUUAAUUUUAUCUGUACCAGAACAAGGAGUUACAGCUAUAGGGGAGAAAGGGGUGAUCUGGGGGGAGGCUGCCCAAGACUGGGAAGGAUUUGUUUUCCUUUAAAUCCCGCUGACCGUGACUUUUAGAAGUCAAUAGUAUGUCUUGGGAUUCACCUAUGUUCUUACACAUACCCAGACUUUGCUUCAUUGCAGUAUAAAAUUAGAUUGAAUGAAUGUGCCAAAAAUUUAAGUCUUAUUUUACAAUUAAAGAACAUUUGAGUUGAUCCAGGUUUUUGCUAUCACUGGACAGUGCUGCUAUGAAUAUUCUUGCACAGGUUUUCUAGAGCAUAUGUACAAGGGUUUCCCUAGGUUUAUUCCAAAGGGGGGAGAUGUGAAAUCAUAGUGUGUGUGGCUUCAAAAUUGUUACAAAAGACUAAAUUAUCUUCUGUUAUGUCUGCACCAAUUUUAACUUCCACCAGUGCUGUACAAGUGUUAAAAUCAUCACUGAUUCUUCUGAUUUUCAAAUUUUUCCUUUUCUGGUAGACAUGAAACACUAUUAUAUUUUGGUUUUAAUUUGACUUCUUCCUUGAUACUAAAUAAAAUUGAUAUUUUCAUGUUUAUAGUAUAUAAAGAAAGUAAUGGCAAAUUCAAACUCCUUGGCUAGAAGGAGGCCACAGAACAAAUCGCCUCCUGCCCUUCAUCCUGGGCCAUCACUUGGAAGCAUAGAGGGCCAGAUGACAAGAUGCCCUCUGACACUGACAUCGGGGUGCCUGAGAUAAGUGUGGGGCUGUGAGCUGCCACCUACUCCACAUACAAAUGAGGAGGUUACAGUUGUGACCCAGCUGCAGAACAUCAUCAACAUCAUCACCAUCGUCACAGCAAAUGUGCCCUGCACCUCUCCUUCUGCAGUAGUCACCGUGACUGCAGCUGCCCUUUCCAGCCCUAGUGGGUAGGUUUUGUAGAGAGAUACAAGGAGUAGCUCGAAGGAGUGGAGCAGUCUGCCCAAGGCCCUCAGAGAAGUAGUAGAAGCAGCAUUUGAAGGGGAUGGACUCGUACAUUUGCCUCCAGAGCCCACAUGCACUAAUGCAGUGUGCAGACCACUCCUCAGUGAUGUGGUGCACGACGUACAAGGGGACACCUUCCAGGAACAGUGAGUCUUGGAGAACCCCAGGGAAGAGGAGGAUGUGAGCCUUGCAGGAAGACUGGUGCAACGGAGCCGGGAAGCUGGAGCCCGAGGACACCAGGUGAAAAGGGGGGACACCAGCUCAGCAGGAAGGUGGCUCGGAGCAGAAAGCCCUCCUGGACCAUGCCCCGGGUGAGCUGUCCUGGAAACAAAACAGCGGAAAGAAUCUGCCUGACCUGGGCCCCUCCAUUGUGACAUCGCAGCCCCCAGGGCUAUAAGAAGGCGGCCAGGCUGGCUGGGGCCACUCCCCCGACCCGGCCUCCAUCACCCCCGGCACAGCCAGCCCACCAUGCUCCUGCUCCCACUUCUGCUGCUCAUGCCCCACGCCAAGGCAGCAGAUGUUGGAUGUGGUGAAAGACCCAUUUUCAAUGACAGAACUCAAUAUUCCCGGAUCGUCGGGGGGAGAGAGGCGGGGGAGGGUGAGUUCCCAUGGCAGGUGAGCAUUCAGGUCGCCAAUGAGCACCUUUGUGGUGGCACCAUCCUCAGCGCAUGGUGGAUCCUCACAGCUGCUCACUGCUUAACUUCCGAGGAAAUAUCCCCCAAAGAACUGCGUGUGGUGGUGGGGACCAACGACUUAACCAACCCACGCUUGGAAAUUAAGCAGGUCACCAGCAUCAUCUGCCACAGGGGCUACGUGAGAGCCACCAUGGACAACGAUAUCGGCUUGCUGCUGCUGGCCUCACCCAUCAAGUUCAACGGCCUGAAAGUGCCCAUCUGCCUGCCCCCGCAGCCCAGCCCCAUCAGCUGGCUCGAGUGCUGGGUGGCAGGAUGGGGACAGACCAGUUCAACUGAAAAAAACUCCAUGAAAAGCGAUCUGAUGAAAGUGCCAAUGGUCAUCAUGGACUGGAAGGAAUGUUCCAAGCUGUUCUCAAAACUCACCAAAAACAUGCUGUGUGCCGGGUACCAGAACAAGAACUACGACGCCUGCCAGGGCGACAGCGGGGGGCCCCUCGUCUGCACCACAGAUGAGUCGAGCAGUAAGUGGUACCAGGUGGGCAUUAUCAGCUGGGGCAGGAGCUGUGGGCAGAAGAACACCCCAGGAAUAUACACCCUCUUGGCCAAAUACAACCGCUGGAUCAAGAACGUGACACAGCUGGAGGGAAGGCCCUAUAGCGUUGAGGAAAUGUGGGAUUCUCCGGAACAACCACGACAAAACUCUGGGACCUCAGCAAGCCCCGUGCCAGGCAGCCGAACAGCCUGGCUCCUGGCCCGCCUUCUGCCCUGCCUGUUGCUCAGAGCUCUUUUCAACUGGUAAUAAAACAGGUGCAGUCCCUCACCAAAGCCAGCCUAAGUGCCCAGGCAGGGCUCACUUUUGUGCUCUCCCUGCCUCAACCUCCCAGAGUGCUGGGAUUACAGGUGUGGCUCCCUGUACCUGGCUCCCAAUGCUAUUUUGUGUAUUUUGUUGCUCUAAUUGUUCCAGCCCUGGCCACAGCCGCUCUCAGUUGGCCCCUCUGACAGCCCAUAUCAGGGUGUAUCCUAGGCUGGCCUCCAAGUCCUGACCGUCCUGCCUCACCCUCCUGAAUGCUAAGGUCACAGGCCUGUGCCACCACCAUGCCAGGCUUUUUGUCUUCUUUGGAACACUUCCUUAUGCUCUGGCAUUAGAAAAUGCUAAAGGAAGCAUUUUUAAUUGCAAGCUGAUGAAAUUCUCAGUGUUAGUUAGUUAGAAAUCCUCAGUGUCAGAGGCUGCAGCUGGAUGAGUUCUUACACCAAGGAGACCGGCCUCACUGCUGCAUGCUGUAACCCAAGGGUCUUGCCCAGGACACUAAACUGCAGAUAGGAAAAUGCACUGGAGCCGGGCAGUGGGUGACAGAACAGCCCAGCAGGAUUCAGGAGUGUGCAGCACUUUAAACCCCAGUGGGCACAUGGCCGCUCCAGCCCAUCUGCUCUGCAUCUAGAUAAUGUUGAACACCAUGGGGUGGAACUUCCCGUCCUGCAGCCACUGAGAGGAGAGGAGGGCAGGAGAGAGGAGGAUGCGUUCUCGGCCUCAGUGGGACAGGCAGAGAGAUGUUUAACAGCCAUUGGAAUAUGAGGUUUGGAGCCUGAGCUUUAGUCUCUUAGAAAGGGUAAUUUAAGCCACAUCAAGGGACAGAAUGUCAAACCAGAGGUCAGAUCUCUUGGCCAAUAUCUGAUUUUCUUAAUAAUUUCAAGGGUCUGGAGAGGCCAUGCAGGCCAAAGCCCAGGGCUGCCUGUGCAGCUGGCCGGGUCCUUAUAUCAGAGGAUGACAAGCUCUGGCCUGGCUUUAACACAGGCAGUGUCUACACCCUGGCUGCUGCAGCAUCACUUGGCCAGAGAGCACUCUUUCCAUUAGAAACAUCCCCAUUUUGUUUUCAGUUAAGUGCAUGACUCGCCUGAUUUUUCAAGAGCAUCGUGCCCAUGCACCCAGACCCCAGGUUUGUCUGCCAUGAGCAGUAUCAGGUAGACCAGAUACCUCUUGCCAAUCAUACACUGUAGCGAAGGACACUGCUGAAGAAUACCAGGGGCGUGUUUUCCAAGAGCUCUGUGUGAUGCUAAGAUGAUUUCUUCUGGUCAUGCUUCCCCAGGACAGGGUCAGCAUGGAUUGCAGGUCCUUUCCUUCCCAGUAGUGGAAGACACUCAGGGGGGAGAGCAAAGGGGAAAAAAUAGGAUGAGGACAGAACCCUAGAGAAAACUUAGUAGCUGAAAGGCUGGCAGAGAAGAAAAUGUGUCAAGGAGCCUGAGAAGGCAGCCAGGGGUUGGGAGGAAGGCAGGGAAAUGCUGUGCCUCAGAAGGUAGAUGAAGGAAUCGUUUGCUCAUCAAACACUGCUGAGGGUCAGAGAAAAUAAAGGCUGAGUGUGGUGGUACAUGUCUCUAAUCCCAGCACUCUGGGAGGCUGAGGCAGGAGGAUCCCAAGUUUUAACCCAGCCCCAGCAACUUACUUAGUGAAACCCUGUCUCAAAAUGAACAAACAAAUAGGGAUGUAGUCAGUGCAAAGGCCCUGGGUUCCAUCUCCAGUACUAGAAGGAAAGAGAAAGAAAGAAAGAAAGAAAGAAAGAAAGAAAGAAAGAAAGAAAGAAAGAAAGAAAGAAAGAAAGAAAGAAAAGAAAAGAGUGAGAGAGAAAGGAAAGGAAAGGAGAGAAGCCCAUGAAGGCUAACUCAGAGGCAUGGUAGCCUGGUGUCCCAGGUUCGACAGCUCAGUUCCCAUUAAGGCCCAGUACCAAGCCCGGAGCUGUUUUUCAAAGGGAGAGGCAUUGCCUGCAGCUGAUGGCAGCUCGCAGUGAGCGCUUCCCUGGGAGCUGCCAAGCACCCAGCCUCCUGCCCGUGCCAGCCUGCCUCCUUCCCCCGGCUGUGCUGCCCUGCCAGUCGCAGGAGCGCCUGUGUGCUUACUGUGUCUGUCCCUCCACGAGAACGAGACUUCUGCCUGUGGACUUUGCUCUUGUUCCAAAUACAUGGAACAGCACCAGUGAAUGCAAGGUUUUGGCGAGUGUUUGAUGAAUGAAUAAACAACCCCCAGAACCCACCAA
Messenger RNA from Heterocephalus glaber (naked mole-rat), 5116 nucleotides. RefSeq names its product serine protease 55 (gene Prss55). The record is from RefSeq and is a predicted model, not a curated record. Gene Ontology annotation, biological process: proteolysis. Gene Ontology annotation, molecular function: serine-type endopeptidase activity. Lineage: Eukaryota; Metazoa; Chordata; Mammalia; Rodentia; Bathyergidae.